This is a messenger RNA of Xyrauchen texanus (razorback sucker), 1829 nucleotides long. RefSeq names its product lipoprotein lipase-like. Gene Ontology annotation, molecular function: lipoprotein lipase activity; apolipoprotein binding. The record is from RefSeq and is a predicted model, not a curated record. The transcript is spliced from 10 exons. NCBI's taxonomy places the organism in Eukaryota, Metazoa, Chordata, Actinopteri, Cypriniformes, Catostomidae. Gene Ontology annotation, biological process: lipid metabolic process. The coding region runs from base 85 to 1680 and encodes 531 amino acids.
GCAGGUUCACGUAGAAUAAGGCGCGAUUCCGUUACCGUUUGUUAUUGGGAUAAUUAAUUUGUAAUUAUUUAUUUAUACUGUACUAUGGGAAAAGAAUGUAUCUGGCUGCUGUUCAUCGGAUUUUCUCUUAUUGCGAGCGAACCUCUCACCAACUCUUCUGAAACACUGAUUGCAAAAAACUCCACUGAGCAGACGGUGGACUACAGUAACAUCGAGUCAAAGUUCUCCAUCAGAAAUGCCGAAUUCCCUGACGAGGAUCUGUGCUACCUUGUCCCGGGAAUACAAGAGUCUUUUUUAGAGUGUCACUUCAAAACUGAAGCCCAAACCUUCAUUAUCAUCCAUGGAUGGUCGGUUGCUGGUCUGUUUGAAAGCUGGAUCUAUAAGCUUGUGACUGCUCUGUUUGAGCGUGAACCCAGUGCCAAUGUCAUUGUGGUUGACUGGCUGGAUCGGGCCAACAAUCACUACCCCACAUCAGCAGAAAACACCAGACUGGUGGGGGCAGAUGUAGCCAAGUUUGUCAACUGGUUGGAGGAGUUGGAGUACCCGCUGAAAAAUGUGCACCUGUUAGGCUACAGUCUUGGCGCACAUGUUGCAGGCGUCGCAGGAAACCUCACCAACCACAAAAUCAACAGAAUUACAGGUCUUGACCCGGCAGGCCCCAGUUUUGAGAAUGCCAACAGUCUUAGACGUCUGUCACCUGACGAUGCAACCUUUGUUGAUGUCCUACACACAAACACCAGAGGAACGCCAGACCUCAGCAUCGGGAUCCAGAGGCCAGUUGGUCAUGUCGAUAUUUAUCCCAACGGUGGAACUUUCCAACCUGGCUGCAGCAUUCAACAUACCAUGAAGCUCAUCGCCACCUACGGCUUCUACAACAUGGACCAAAUUGUGAAAUGCUCUCACGAGCGCUCCGUGCACCUGUUCAUCGACUCGCUGGUAAAUCAUGCUCAACAGAGCUGGGCGUACCGCUGUAGCUCCAAAGAUGCCUUCAACAAGGGCCUGUGCCUGAGCUGUCGCAAGAACCGCUGCAACAAACUCGGCUACAACGUGAACAAGAUCCGCACCACCAGGAACACAAAAAUGUACCUCAAAACCCGAGAGAUUACGCCGUUCAAGGUGUUUCAUUACCAGAUCAAGUUUCAUGUAUUUAGCGAUAAAAACACGACUAUGUUGGAGCAGCCGAUGAAAGUGUCGCUGUUCGGCACGACUGACGAACGGGAUGACAUCUCUGUCACUGUGCCCGUCAUGUUCACCAACAGCACCAUCUCCUUCCUGGUGACGUGCGACAGGGACGUCGGGGAGCUGUUGAUGGUGAAUAUCCAGUGGGAGAAGGACUCCUAUCUGUAUGGCUUCUUCAGCACCAAUCGAUUGAUGAUUCGCAGAAUGAGAAUAAAAUCAGGAGAGACUCAAGCCAAGGUAAUAUUCAGACCGAAAGAGGGAGAAUUUGGUUUCCUCACGCAGGGUGGAGACCCCGUUAUCUUUGUGAAGUCCACUGAAACCCAGCAGAGCAGGAGAGAUGAGAGGCAGCACAGAUUGAAGCAUCACGGAAGUUCCUUUAAGGGUGUGAAUGAAGCAUCAUCUGACAUGAGUAAAGAGCCGGUGUUACUGAAUCACACUGAAUCAACAGAUGUCACGACACAAACCACAACAAAGCAAAACAACUUCACAAGGUCAUCGUAAAGAGUUUUAGAUCCACCAGAUGAAAGUUCAACAAGUGAAUCUCAUGAAAACACGUCCAGGUCAUUUUGCAUCCCAAAAUCAGAUCAGGAAAUUAUAUUUGGCAUAAAGAAAUGGACACUCCAGUUGUUGCCUUAAAGGGACAGUAUGCC